UUGUUAAUUCAAGAUGCUUGGAACAAAUGUGAAAACCAAACAAAGAGAACAAAAGAAUUGACUCACAGGCAUUUUAACAGCACUUCGGGGAGAUGAACCUCUGCUGGAACGAGAUCAAGAAGAAAUCUCAAAAUAUCAGGGCUCGGCUGGAAGCGCUCUCAGAUCACAGUGGCAAGCUGCAGCUGUCCUUGCAGGAGAUCAUUGACUGGUUGACUGUGAAAGACGAGGAGCUGUCCGAGCAGCUGCCCUUCACUGGGGACAUUGGCGCAGUGCAGCGCUACAAUGAAUUCCACUCGGCUUUCAUGGAAGAUGUAAAGACAAAGGGACCAUUCAUACUGGCAACUUUGGAGUCGGCUCAAGCAUUUCUAUCCCAGCAUCCUCUUGAGGAGACAGAGGAACCAACACCCGAUAAAGAUAUGUCACCAAAGCAAAGAAUCCAGAACUUGAGUCGAUACAUUUGGAAGCAGGCUAAUGUGUCAAGUGAAAUGUGGGAAAAACUGAGUGCUCGUUGCAUUGACCGGCACAGGCACAUCGAAAGAACAAUGGAGAGACUUUUGGAGCUCCAAAGUGCCAUGGAAGAGAUUAGUCUUGCCUUGGAUCAGGCUGAAGCUGUUAGAGAUUCCUGGGAGCCUGUGGGAGAUCUCUUCAUUGAUUCAUUGCAGGAGCAUAUUGAUGCAACUAAGGUAUUCAAAGAUGAACUUGGAGGCAUGAAAGACGGCAUGAAAAUAGCCAACGAUCUGGCUCAUCAGCUUGCAAUCUCAGACGUGCACCUUUCCACAGAAAAUGCCCAGCGUCUGGAGGAACUGACAUCAAGGUGGAAGAUCUUGCAGACAUCCAUAGAAGAACGGCUUAAGCAGCUUCAAGAUGCCCACCGUGACUUUGGUCCAGGGUCCCAACACUUUUUAUCCACUUCUGUCCAGAUUCCAUGGGAGAGGGCCAUCUCACCAAACAAAGUACCAUACUACAUCAAUCACCAGGGACAAACCACAUGCUGGGAUCACCCAAAAAUGACCGAAUUGUACCAGUCACUGGCUGCUCUGAAUAACAUCAAAUUCUCAGCUUAUCGAACCGCCAUGAAGCUGAGACGUGUGCAGAAGGCACUUCGCUUGGAUCUGUUAAGCAUAAACAGUGCCUCGGAUAUCUUCAGUCAAUACAAACUACAACAGAGUGACCAGACAAUCGAUGUUCUGGAAAUCAUCCAGUGCCUCACCACAAUGUACGAUCACCUCGAACAGGAGCGUGGAAUCAUUGUAAACGUGCCUCUCUCUGUGGACAUGUGUCUUAACUGGCUUCUCAAUGUUUAUGACAAUGGUCGCAAUGGCAAGAUUCGAGCAUUGUCCUUCAAAACUGGAAUUAUAACCCUGUGCAAUGCAGAGGUGGAAGAGAAAUAUCAGUACUUGUACAAGCAAGUGAGCAACUCAACCAAUCUGUGUGAUCAGCGACACCUCAGCCUUCUCCUGCAUGAAGCCAUUCAGAUCCCCCGCCAGCUGGGCGAGGUGGCUUCAUUUGGAGGGAGCAACGUGGAGCCCAGUGUCAGGAGCUGCUUCCGGUUUGUUAAUGAGGAACCAGUAAUUGAGGUCACACAUUUCUUGGAAUGGAUGCGAUUGGAACCCCAGUCAAUGGUCUGGCUGCCAGUCCUGCAUCGUUUAGUAACUGCUGAAGCUGCAAAACACCAAGCCAAAUGUCACGUCUGCAAACAAUGCCCAAUCAAAGGCUUCAGGUACCGCAGUCUGAAGCAGUUUAACGUUGACAUCUGUCAAACAUGUUUCUUGACAGGAAGGGCAAGCAAGGGUCACAAACUGCACUAUCCCAUCAUGGAGUACUGUGCUCCUACAACAUCAGGAGAGAACGUGCGAGACUUUGCAAAAACGUUGAAAAACAAGUUCCGAACCAAACAGUACUUCAGCAAACACCCGCAGAGAGGUUACCUACCUGUCCAAUCAUUGAUGGAAGGGGACAACAUUGACACGCCUGCCACAUCUCCAGUGUUGCCGCAUGCAGAUACACACUCCAGGAUUGAACAUUAUGCCAGCAGGCUUGCAGAAAUGGAAAGUAAAAACUGUUCUUUCUUCAGUGGCAGCCUCUCGCCUGAUGAAAGUGUAGAUGAUGAGCAGUUGGUGGUUCAGUAUUUCAGCCCUGAGACAGAUCAAGAUUCUCCUCAAAAUCCAGCUCACAGUCCAAACCAGCUCUUGGGUGCUCUGGACACGGAAGAGAAGACAGAACUUGAGGCCAUUAUUGGACACCUUGAAAACGAGAAUAGAAUUUUGCAGGAAGAAUAUAGGCGACUGAAAUGGAAGCACGAAGAAGCAGCGUUGUCCUCCUCUGUACAGGACAGGUCACCCAGCUCCCCUCUGAGCUCUCAGGACACCGAGCUUCUUGCUGAAGCACGGUUGCUCCGACAGCAUAAAUCCCGACUGGAGACCAGGAUGCAGAUCUUGGAAGAUCACAAUAAACAACUGGAAUCUCAACUCGGGAGACUCCGGGAGCUGUUACUACAGCCACAACAAGAAACUGAGAAAAAUGGAUCACCGACCUCUUCUGCUUCCUCAGUUUCCCAAAAUCCUGAUACCAACCAGCAAGAAAAAAGUGAUGGAAGCAGCCCAAAUUCGGAGAGAACAGGUGGAACAGACAGUCAAUGUAUUUCCCAAGAUAUGGUGUUGCAUUUGGAAGAUGUAAUGGAAAAGCUUAGAAACUCAUUUCCUUCCCCCAAAGGUGAAUCUGCCAAUCACUUAAGGAAAAAACAGAAAUGAUGGAAGGCAUCUGAAUGAAUCCCUUGCUGGAACUGGCUCACCUUCACAGAACCUCAAAUGUUAAAGCAUAGCCCCAGUACCGGGUCUCACCAUUUUGGUUCUGCAAGCUCUGAAGGAGAUACAGAGGACUUGGAUUUAAUGGUAUCUCAAUUAUCCAAUUAAUACCUAAUCUAUUUGAGUCCAGUAUUCCAGAACAUCCAACUCUGAGACAACCAAAGCAAAGAAAGAUAAUUGUCUUUUAUUUCUUGAGUCACCUAAAAGCCACUUACAGUCCUAAUAUAAACAUGACCUUAUAGUUGAAGUUGCUAAUGAGAUAAUAUUUCAACAGUACAAGUAGGAAUUGUUGAACAGGGAAUAUUUUGGGGAAAUGUGUGAGGCAACAGGAUAUGUUGUUGAUAUUGAAUAAGUUAGACAAUUUUAUCUAGAAUUUAUGAUUCACAAUUUGAUGUAUGAACACAAAGGUGUAAUAAUUUUCAUUAUGCAGUUUGAAGUUGAAGUUAGUAUUUCCUGAUGUUCACAGAAUUACUAUUCAUUUGUGAAGCAUCUAGUCCAAUAUAUAAGAUUUCAGAUCUGACCUGGGAAUAAACAUAGGUAAAGAUUUUGGCAGAAGUACCUGAGUGGAUUUUCUGUUCUGGAAACCAUCAAAUGGGGUAGUUAAUAGAUAUAAUUAAAGCAGAAGUUGAUGGGGUUCUUGCUUAGCUGGGACAUCAAAGAUUACAGGGAGAAGGCAGGAGAAUGGGGUUGAGAGGGAUAAUAAAUCAGCCAUGAUGGAAUGACAUAGGAACAGAUUUGACCAGGCCGGUUGUCUAACUCUGUUCCUAUGUCUUAUGGUCUAAUGGUCUAAAUGACUAGGGCAGAAUCUAAAUUGAGAGCAGGUUUGAUGAGAAAAGUUGUAGAAGGCUUUCAAUAAAAGGUUAAAGAUUUCAUUCAUCAGUUUAAAAGUAUAUUCAUAAAACUCUAAAUGUAUCAAAAAGAAUACAUUCUAGUUGUGAGAUCUCAUUUCCAAAGGAUGAAAUAUGAAAAAGAACACUAACUGUAAUUUCAACACUUGAAAAUGUACUUAAUAAUUUAUUGCAACAAGCUCCUAAAUUCAUUACUGAGCUUACAGUAUUUAGAAAAGAGAGCUUCUACUUCUUUUUACCUGGUCAUAAAAAAAGAGUAUUGAUCUUGGUGUUCGGGAAUUAAAGUAUCCUUAAGUUUGAAAGGUAGGAUGUGUCUUUGGGAUGCAACAACAUUAGUAAAGUGCAUUUGUGAGUAUAGUGAGAAAAGAAAUUUCAAGGCAUCUUUCUGCUGAAUAUGGUACCACAGAUUAGAAUUUUCCCUUUGGAUCUUGAAUUGGUAACAGAAUAUUGAAUGUUAUCUUUCGAAUACAAGGUGCAGAGCAAUCUCAAGGAAGCACAUCAUGUGGCAGAGUUGUUUUUAGGAGAUAUAAAAUUAAAGAUAUAAUGUACCUUUGGAGUUUAGAAGGGAUUAUGCAUUAAACAGAUUAGAAAGUAGCUUCUGGAAUCUUGUAAUGUGUGGACCUAAGUGAUGUCUUUGGAUUUUUGCAGAACAGAUAAAAAUGUUCCUUAAACAUAAUUGACAGUAUAGUCACGACCUCUUCAGGAUAAAAUGGAAUUAUAUUUCAAAUGAUGCAAUCUGGAGUGUUAAAGCAAAUAAAGUUUGAUGCUAUCCUUGGAAAAAUAGAAAUUAUAUUUGGAACAUUGCAAAAUCAAGCUCAAAGAUAUAUCAAGGGUCAGAAGGUGGCUUUGAAAUAUUCUGAAACUGAAAGGUUAGGAUAGACUGAAAUAAGUUUUUGGCAUAUCAUAAAACUAAACAGAUUGAUCUUGGCUGAAUAUUAGAAGGGUCCUAUGCUUUGAGAAUUAUAAAAUAAAAAUAAAACUGAAUUGUUCUUUAGUACGUUGUGAGAUGGGAGGUUGAAGGUGUUUGAACGUCGAGCACAGAGUUUACAGACUGUCUUUCAAAAUCUGUAGGACUGAAGUUUGAAAGAUAUUUUUUGAGAUGCUAUAAAGCUGAAGUUUAAAAGUGUUUUUAUGUACACAGUAGGAUGUAAAAUAGAAUAGAAGGAGCUUUGAGAUGUUACAUUUUGAAAGAUUAAGAGGUUCUUAAGAAGGCGCUGGGACAAUGUUAAAAUGUGAUUUGAGAUGUCACAGGAUGGAAGAUUAGAAAUUGCACUUGGGACAUUAUGACAUGAAAAUGCUAAUAUGUGCUUGGGAUCUUUAUUAUACACGUAUCCAUGUGAUGGAAUUUUUCUAAAAGCCUGUGAUUGUGUUUCAGUAAAAGCCUCAAGUAAAACACAUAAAAAUUAAGCACACAAUAACUUUCAGGAUACCUAUGAUCUACCAGAUGAUUCAUGUUUGAAAUAUCCUGAGUGCUAUGCAACAUUUUCAAUCCGAAAAUGUGAAAUCAGACAGAAUAAAACCUCUCCUUUCUGACUUGAGCUGCUUACAAAACAAAAAAAAAUCACUUGCUGGUGAGGAAUUUUCCAAAGCUGUGUGGCUGAGAUUCCACCACAGAUAGAAUAUCAAUGAAUUUACAUUGUGUGCAAUAUUGGCUUUAGAUGUGGAAAUUGCAAUGCCAAAAAUGUGUUAUUCUUCUUGUAAGACCAGGAACAUGAGGAAACAAUUAACGUAACAAUUUCUUUUCCUUUUCUAUUGUAAUUAUUUGUGCUCAACAAACUUUGAACAUGUUUUCUUACGCUGUGAAAUUACCACAUAUGAGAUAUUUCACUCAAUGAUCCUCAAAAUAAUAUUUAAUAUCUUUUUGUCAGCAUUAAUAAUUUAACAAAUAUUUCUUAUUCAGCAAAUUUCAAUUUAAAUCAACGAGCCAAAUUUCAGUGAGAAGAUGGUCUCAGCUUAAGCGUUGAGAUGGAUCCACUCUAGCAUUGACCUAACCACAGUUUGAAUGAUCUGGUAUAAGCACCAAAAUCACAAUGUGAAGAAUGAGUUCCCACAGCAACUACAUAUGUGUCGAGCCACUAAUAAUGUGGUUGACUUUCCACAGUGUGUGGCCUAAUGAGGAGAAUACCUAAUCCCCAGUGCCCUACCGACUGUUUCUCUCUGGCUUUUUGUGAGAAAAUCUAAAUAUGUUACACUCAGCUUUUGAGAGUCUGGUUCACCUCCCUUCUACAAUGCUCAGGUACCAGAAGGCCUUGGUGUGGAGGAGUUGACAGGCACUAACCCUGUCUGCUCUUUCAGCAGUAACAUUUCUGGAGCUGGAUGGAGGUCCUGUCCUCACAGGGGCAGAAUCCACUGAAUUCUCACCCUUCCUCAACAAUCCCACUGCAGUUCCAGCUGAAAUAUCCUAAAAUGGGCGAUAGAUGUCUACCCCAAAUAUCUCAAACCUCAUGCAUGAAACGCAUUUAGGAUGGAAAAGCUACCAACUCAUGCAACUAUAUACAACUAAACCUUGGUUUCCUCAGCAGUGAAUACUACUGAUUAAAAUGUCAUUGUAGUUCUGUUGCAUGUGAAUCACAUCUUAUCCUCCUCACUUUGUUUUCUGCCCUUUAACUUCAAUUAGAUUUGCCAAUCAUCCCCUUUCAGAACUCAUAGUAUAUUUGGAAUUCCCGUGAAUUGGUUUACCUGGUUGGCCACCACAUCACACAACUUAGAUGGAGUGAUGGUGAUAAUCCUGGCAGGCCAUUUUCUGUGGAUACUGGUUUAAUACUGGUACUGUCAAAGGCUCCUCCUAGCCAAUGAAAGGGCUCAUAUCUGCAGUUGACAUAAGCACAUGCCAUCUUUGCCAUAUAGCCAUUUUCUUCCAAGAUUGUGAUUGUCUGUGAUUCCUUUCUGAAACAUUUAAUUUCUCCCAAUAAAAACGUCUUCAGUUUUCUUCUAGGAGUAAUGGUCAUGUAGUUUUAAUCAUCUUUUUGAAUGGGCCAUUUGAAAAUUUUCUAAAGUACAACCUGAAAAAUAGAUUCACUUUUUUUAAGAAAAGUUUAUUUUUAAUGCUUAAUUUAUCUUCAUUACUAAUAAGUAACUUUCAGAACUCAAACCAUCAUUACAAAACUGACCCACCUCUACCUGGUCAUUUCUGUCUGAAAUGCGACUUGGAUAAAAAGAGAUCUGUCACUUGCUGGUGCUUGCAUUGGUCAAAAUUUAACAUUAAUUAGAAGGAAUAUGCCUUAUUUGCAUUUAGUUCUAACAGCCUUUGCCUGCCUCUGCGGCUACUUGUACGUGUGGAGAAAACGUCAGGAAGGAGAGCUAAGAAAGGAAACCGUCUUUUGUAUUAUUACUUUUUUUUUAAUUAAUCAACUCAA
Messenger RNA from Mobula hypostoma (lesser devil ray), 7008 nucleotides. RefSeq names its product dystrophin related protein 2 (gene drp2). Gene Ontology annotation, biological process: synaptic signaling. Lineage: Eukaryota; Metazoa; Chordata; Chondrichthyes; Myliobatiformes; Myliobatidae. Gene Ontology annotation, cellular component: plasma membrane. The record is from RefSeq and is a predicted model, not a curated record. The coding region runs from base 93 to 2750 and encodes 885 amino acids. The transcript has 22 exons. Gene Ontology annotation, molecular function: protein binding; zinc ion binding.